Messenger RNA from Saccostrea cuccullata (small rock oyster), 671 nucleotides. RefSeq names its product C1q-related factor-like. The record is from RefSeq and is a predicted model, not a curated record. NCBI's taxonomy places the organism in Eukaryota, Metazoa, Mollusca, Bivalvia, Ostreida, Ostreidae. Gene Ontology annotation, molecular function: protein binding. The coding region runs from base 43 to 636 and encodes 197 amino acids. The transcript is spliced from 2 exons.
UCCUUCUCAGUUUAAACGUACUGAAAAGUCAGUGUACUAGGCAUGUGGGGUUUAAUGACUUUUACUUGUCAUAUUUUUAUGCUAAUUGUUUCAUCAUUUUCAACCGACAUUCUAAACUUGGAAAAAAAUAUAGUUGUUCUCGAAAAUGACUUAGCUGUACAAAAAAAUCUGAAUUCUGUGCUUCGAGAUCAUGUUACCGAAAAAGGACUUUACCAUUCCAGAACCCGGAAAGCUGUAAAUUGUUCCAUACAGCCAGUUGUAUUCCAUGCACGAUUGGUAUCAAACAUUUACCCGCUAGGCUCCAAUCAAAUCAUUGCUUACGACUCCGUCAUCACGAACGAGGGGAAUACAUAUGACACGCUCACGGGAAUGUUUGAAGCCACAUCUACUGGGGUAUACCAGUUUAUAGCAACCAUGUGGUCAACUGAAGGCCGAAAUCUGGAUUUCCAAAUGAUAUUUAAUGGCGGCGAGGUAUGUGCUGGACGCACUACAACAACUAACCAGUCGAUGGGCAUCUGUUCCGCUAUUCUCCAGGUUCCAGAUGGAGGGAGGGUUUUUGUAAGGCAUAAAAGCACCAACGGUAACGAUGCCAAGGGAAAUAAUUAUGCAGUAUUCACUGGUCAUUUGAUUUUGUAAAUAUUGAAGGAAUUAAAGAUAGUUAUUUUAUUGAU